GUUAAUUAUUCCCAGAAAUGCAAGAAACAAACCGUACUGCACUUGGGGGUGGAAAGAGGCCAAGCAGAGGUGGUGAACCCUGAAAGUGAGCUCUAGGAUAGGAGAGGAGCCAGCCAACAAACGAGAAGAAUAAAAGCUAGGAGAGGUCCAAGAUUCCCACUGGACCUUGGUUCCCUUCUCUUUUCUUGGCUCAUUGGAAGGUCCUGCCUGCCAUCUGGGUUCGUGGCGACCGGCGCAAGAGAGCCUGGGGUUUUGGGAGCUCUAGCAUCAAUCAUCUGGUUUUGUUUCCUUGGUGCACUGGCUUCUGGGGGGAAAUUGUAUCAGGUGCUGUGUUCAUGGCCCAAGGCUAUUGAUUGGUGGGGAUCCCAGUGCUUGCAACGGUUGGUCCAAGGCAGCCUUUGCCUCCUGUAAAUCAGAGAAGGCAAGUCUUGAAUUUUUCGCGAUCACAAUCUCAGGUCCGUAGGAAUCAAGAGAAGCAACCGUAAUCACCGGAGUUGGUGAGGCAAGGGGUUACCUGGAUUUUCCCAAGAACAGGAAUCCCUCCGGUCACGUCUGGUUGAUUCUUGGGCUUGGACAUGGAGAGGCAGACCAGCUUCCGCCUGGGCGCGCUGGAGAAGCUCAAGAGCUUCCGGGGAAUGGACAACUUCAGGCGGAGCAAGGACAGUCCCGGCAAGCGCGGUGACACGCCGCUCCACCUCGCGGCGAGGGCCGGCAACGUCUCCAACGUCCAGAGGAUCCUUGCCGAACCCGGCCGGGAGCUGGCCGGCGAACUGGCCGCCCGGCCGAACCAGGACGGGGAGACGGCGCUGUACGUGGCCGCCGACAAGGGGCACACCGAGGUGGUGCGCGAGAUCCUGAAGGUGUCCGAUAUGCAGACGGCGGGGAUCAAGGCCAGCAACAGCUUCGACGCCUUCCACAUCGCGGCCAAGCAGGGCCAUCUGGAUGUUUUGAAGGAGCUGCUGCAGGCCUUUCCUGCUCUAGCUAUGACCACAAACUCUGUAAACGCCACAGCUCUGGAAACUGCUGCCAUUCAGGGUCACAUUGAUAUUGUCAACCUCCUACUGGAAACCGAUGCUAGCCUUGCCAAAAUUGCGAGAAACAAUGGGAAGACAGUUUUGCAUUCCGCGGCGAGGAUGGGCCAUGUGGAAGUUGUAAGAUCCUUGUUGAAUAAGGAUCCAGGGAUUGGUUUAAGAACGGACAAGAAGGGGCAAACGGCGCUGCAUAUGGCGUCGAAAGGAACAAAUGCUGAAAUUGUGGUUGAGUUGUUGAAGCCUGAUGUCUCAGUUAGCCAUUUAGAAGACAACAAGGGGAAUCGGCCACUUCAUGUCGCAACUCGGAAGGGAAAUAUCAUUAUAGUGCAGACCCUACUAUCAGUGGAGGGGAUUGAUGUGAACGCAGUUAACAGGUCUGGAGAGACUGCUCUUGCCAUUGCCGAGAAGAUGAACAACCAAGAACUCGUCAACAUUCUGCGAGACGCCGGCGGCGUCGUAACUGCAAAAGAGCCGGUGCAUCCUGCAAACCCGGCGAAGCAGCUGAAGCAAACCGUGAGCGAUAUCAGGCACGACGUCCAGUCCCAGAUCAAGCAGACACGGCAGACCAAGAUGCAGGUCCAGAAGAUCAAGAGCAGGCUGGAGAAGCUCCACAUCGGGGGCCUGAACAACGCCAUCAACUCCAACACGGUGGUGGCGGUGCUCAUCGCCACCGUGGCCUUCGCCGCCAUAUUCACCGUGCCCGGCAACUUCGUGGAGGCCAUGAGCCAGGCGCCCCCCGGCAUGUCCCUGGGGCAGGCGUACGUGGCGAGCGACCCGGCAUUCAUAAUGUUCCUGGUGUUCGACUCCCUGGCGCUCUUCAUCUCGCUCGCCGUCGUGGUCGUCCAGACGUCGCUCAUCGUGGUGGAGCAGAAGGCCAAGCGGAGGAUGGUGUUCGUGAUGAACAAGCUCAUGUGGCUGGCGUGCCUCUUCAUCUCCGCCGCCUUCAUAGCUUUGACCUACGUGGUGGUCGGCCGCGACGACUGGUGGCUGGCCUGGUGCACCAUGGCCAUCGGCGCGGUGAUCAUGCUCACCACCCUCGGCUCCAUGUGCUACUGCAUCGUCGCGCACAGGAUGGAGGAGAAGAGCAUGAGGAAGAUCAGGAAGGCAUCCGCGAGCCAGUCCCGGUCAUGGUCCAUGCCGGUCGACUCGGACGACCCGGAGAUGAUCAACACCGAGUACAAGAAGAUGUACGCGUUGUAGGUCAGGGGGACGAUCACGUGCCGGGGAUCUGUACAUAGUUAUUACUAGCAAACAUGUUUACAACCGAAAAAACAUGCCCAUAUGUUGAGCAAAUAUAAAGAUGUCAUAACUUUUUAAA
Molecule: messenger RNA, 2349 nt
Organism: Hordeum vulgare subsp. vulgare (domesticated barley)
Lineage: Eukaryota; Viridiplantae; Streptophyta; Magnoliopsida; Poales; Poaceae
Product: ankyrin repeat-containing protein At5g02620-like
Exons: 4
Coding region: 576-2231 (551 amino acids)
Cellular component (GO): plasma membrane
Molecular function (GO): protein phosphatase 1 binding; protein phosphatase regulator activity
Source: RefSeq, a predicted model, not a curated record